Messenger RNA from Hemiscyllium ocellatum (epaulette shark), 1527 nucleotides. Its product is annotated as zinc-binding protein A33-like. The transcript is spliced from 8 exons. The record is from RefSeq and is a predicted model, not a curated record. The coding region runs from base 1 to 1527 and encodes 508 amino acids. NCBI's taxonomy places the organism in Eukaryota, Metazoa, Chordata, Chondrichthyes, Orectolobiformes, Hemiscylliidae. Gene Ontology annotation, molecular function: zinc ion binding; ubiquitin-protein transferase activity; protein binding. Gene Ontology annotation, biological process: protein ubiquitination.
AUGGCUUGCAGGCAGCAGGCAGAGGGUCUGGCCGAGUACCUGAACUGCCCGAUCUGCUUGGACCUGUUCACCGAGCCGGUGAUCCUGGAGUGCGGCCACAACUUCUGCCAGGGAUGCAUCCGGCGCUACUGGGAGGACAGCGAGGCCAGCUCCUGCCCCGAGUGCAGGGAGAUUUUCCGGGAGAGGACGCUGCGCCCGAACCGGGCGCUGGGGAACCUGGCGGAGCGGGCUCGCAGCCUGAUCCAGCAGCAGGAGGGUGGAACCGGAGAGCCCGGGGCUGCAGAUCCGUCCCCUGGGACAGAACCCAGGCUGCUGCCCUUGUACUGCUGGCAGCACCGAGAGGAGCUGAAGCUGUUCUGUGAGACCGACAAGGAGCUGAUCUGUGUGAUGUGCCUGGACAGCAGAGGGGGUCAAAACCACCGCUCCCACAACUUCAUGCUCAUCAGCGAAGCCGUGGAGAUGUACAAGGAAAAGCUAACAUCCCUGUCUGACAUUCUCCGAGCCAAGUCCACCCUCCUGGAAGCUAAACUGGCGCACAAGCACGUUUUGGAGGUGGGGGAUCAGACGAGCCAGCUGCAGCAGUUUGUUACUUUGGAGUUUGCGAAGAUGCACCAGGUCCUCAUGAGGGUGGAAAAGCGACUGAUUUUAGAACUGAAGGAGAACGUGGAGAUGAUCUCAGACAAGCUGCAGAGAAACCUGCAGGACAUCCAGCAGAAUCUAAAUGACAUCCAGGAAAAGCUGUCGCGAUCACAAUCCCAGCUGGACCAGGAGGAUACCAUUGCUUUUUUAAUGGAUCAAGCUGAACAACACAUGAGCGAGGACUCAGGCCAGCUUCUCCUGGCCACUGACUGCUUGCCGAUGGGAAUAUUCCGAGGACCUCUGCAAUACAGUGCCUGGAAGGAGAUGGCAGAGAGCAUCAGUCCAGGUCCAGUGGCCUACGCUGUCCAUAAACUGGACAAGUGCUGCUUCAGCAUCUCUGUUCCGGCUUCAGUGACCCUGAAUCCUGAGACAGCUCACUCCUGGCUCCUCAUUUCUGACGACCUGACCACCGUCAGGUACGCAAACCAGCAGCAGGAACUCCCCGACACCCCGGAGAGAUUCAAUCCUUCCCUCUGCGUGCUGGGCUCCCAAGGAUUCCUGUCCGGGAGGCAUUACUGGGAGGUGGCCGUGGGAGAGAGCUCCGAGUGGGACGUGGGAGUGGUGAAGGAGUCCAUCAACAGGAAGGGGGAUAUCACGGCCAUCCCGCAGGCCGGCUAUUGGAUCGUCUGGCUGAGGAACGGCAAUGAAUACAAGGCAGGCUCGGUGCCUCGCACCCCUCUGAGACCCAGCGCCAGGCCCCGCAAAAUCGGCGUCUACCUGGACUACGAGGGUGGCCAGGUUUCCUUCUACAAUGCGGACGACAUGUCCCACCUGCACACCUUCACUGACCUGUUCACCGAGAAAGUUUACCCUUUCUUCAGCCCCUGCCUGAGCGGGCGCGGGGAGCGCUCCGAGCCGCUGAAAAUCUGCCGCUCCAGGUUUCACUAG